This is a messenger RNA of Actinia tenebrosa (Australian red waratah sea anemone), 928 nucleotides long. RefSeq lists its product as uncharacterized. NCBI's taxonomy places the organism in Eukaryota, Metazoa, Cnidaria, Anthozoa, Actiniaria, Actiniidae. The record is from RefSeq and is a predicted model, not a curated record.
AGGGCUUUGUGUGAGGCUGAGUUGACAGUGGUGUUUCAAAUUCCUUCGGGUCUUAGGACGAUAUUCUACUAUGUACCGUCGUUUCAGAUCUUUGGUUAUAACUGUCUUUAUCACUGUCGUCGAAUUUACAAGCCACAGAGUCCUUGUAAAUGCUGCAUUUAAAAACUGUAAGCCAUUUGAUGUGAUCCCUAAAUCCAAUUAUGAUAAAGACCCAGCAUCACUUCGAGAUUAUAGCAAGCGACCGAAUGGUUUUAUGUAUGGUUUUGCUGAAUACCCACCAACCAGCACUAACUUAAUGAAUCCAUGUGUCACUCUGCAAAAUCUUACUGGUCGUUCAGUUGAAAUUAAGGCACAGGCUAUCCUCGAAGGGAGUAAGAUAUGUGUAAAAGAUGAUGGAGGUAACAGUGGGUGUGGCACAAGCACAUUAGGCCAGUGUUGGGAUGCACACUCAGAUACAGUCAAGUAUGAGUUCUACUGUAAUCCAGCCAAGGGCUGUGAUUCAGAUGUGCAGUUCUGGUACCGCCUUGCUCCAAGUAUAGGUGAUUCAGAUGACUGGUGUACUCUUAUGUUAGAGAAUGAUUAUCCAAGCAGCUUGCUUCCAGUACCUUCGCGUGUUCCCACCCAGAAGACAACUCCAAGCUCUACCUCACUGUGUAGAGUUUCACACUUACUAACCAUCUUGUCGGUUCUCAUAAGCCAUUACUUACUUUUUAUCCCACACUAGAAGAAUUUAGAAGCCAUGUUAUUCAUUAUUAUAUUUAGAUUGAUUUAUACUGUAGUCAUCCUAACAUUGGCGUCCCUAAGGGAGGGUUCUUGGGUAUCUGCAUCCCUAGGGGAGGGUUCUUGGGCAUCUGUAUCCCAAGGGAGGGAGAGACAGACCCCCAGAUGCACCAAGUGUCCAAGGAUAAUAAAUUUCUUGAAUGACUAA